Messenger RNA from Anguilla rostrata (American eel), 2023 nucleotides. RefSeq names its product lysophosphatidic acid receptor 2a (gene lpar2a). Gene Ontology annotation, molecular function: lysophosphatidic acid receptor activity. Gene Ontology annotation, cellular component: plasma membrane; cytoplasm. Lineage: Eukaryota; Metazoa; Chordata; Actinopteri; Anguilliformes; Anguillidae. The transcript has 4 exons. Gene Ontology annotation, biological process: adenylate cyclase-activating G protein-coupled receptor signaling pathway; regulation of metabolic process. Bases 370 to 1506 code for a protein of 378 amino acids. The record is from RefSeq and is a predicted model, not a curated record.
UUUAUUUUAGAAGUGGUAUUCGUUGGCACCAUACACUUCAUUAGUACUGCUAGGAGGACUACAGUACACACAGGUGAAAAUGUGAAACAGGAUUUACAUGGAUGAGUACCAAAAUUUCACUUUUUAAAUACAGCUUGGACAACAGAGGACACAGAAUAAAUUAAACUCGGGAAGGCGGGCCAAGCCCUGAGGACUCGCACAACCUUGAGGAGGGGCAUUUUGAUUGGAGGAGAGCAACACCAAUCAAAUCGGAUAUCAAAAAUCACAUCUGCCCCGAAUAGGUGCGAUUUCACCCGGGAGAAGGUCAUGGUUAACCACCUAUAAACGCUGGUUAUUUUCUCUAUACCCCCUUCCUUCUUGGCGUCGAGAAUGGGUGACUGCUACAACGGCACGUCAGAGUGUUACUACAACCAUUCGGUCGAGUUCUUCUACAACUCCAGCGGGAAGCCGAUCAGCUGCAUGUGGCACACGCAAGACUAUGUAGUGGUGGGGCUGGGCCUCACGGUGUGCGUCAUCAUCAUCCUGGCCAACCUCAUGGUCAUCGCCGCCAUUGCGAUCAACCGCCGAUUUCACGUUCCCUUCUACUACCUCCUGGGGAACCUGGCGGUGGCCGACCUGUUCUCCGGCAUCUCCUACGUGAACCUGAUGCUCCACACGGGGCCCUGGACCAUCGACCUGACCAAGCGCCAGUGGUUCAUCCGCCAGGGCCUGGUGGAGACCAGCCUGACCGCCUCCGUGCUCAACCUGCUGGCGGUGGCGAUCGAGCGGCACCAGACCGUCUUCACCAUGCAGCUGCACAGCAACAUGUCGAACCGCCGGGUGCUCCUGUUCAUCCUGGGAAUCUGGGCCAUGGCCUUCGUCUUGGGCCUCGUGCCCAUGAUGGGUUGGCACUGCAUCUGCGACCUGCAGAACUGCUCCAUCAUGUCGCCCAUCUACAGCCGCAGCUAUCUGGUGUUCUGGGCGGGGUUCAACCUGCUGACCUUCUCCGUCAUGGUGGCCAUGUACACGCGCAUCUUCGUCUACGUGCACCACAAGAGCCACGUGAUGUCCCAGCACACCACCCAGAUCCGGCACAGGGAGACCGUCAUCAACCUCACCAAGACCGUCUCCAUCAUCCUGGGGGCAUUCGUGGUCUGCUGGACCCCUGGCCUGGUGAUCCUCCUGCUGGACGGGCUGCACUGUGAUGCCCACUACGUGCUGACCUUUGAGAAGUACUGCCUGGUGCUGGCCGAGUGCAACUCCCUGGUGAACCCCAUCAUCUACUCCUUCCGGGACAAGGACAUGCGCUCCACCUUCAAACGCAUCCUCUGCUGCCUCUGCAGGAGGUGCCCAGAGCCCGAGGGGAAGCCCCCAAACCUUCAGUUCGACACGCUGAAGCGAGAGAUGUACCUGAAACUGAAAGCAUACCUGUCCUCCUGGAGGAGGAGACGAGCCGCUGGGUCCUCUCAGCCCGGCGCGGAGACGCCCGACGCAGCCUGCUGGACCACCGACAUCCUGCCUGCCUAAAGCAGCCAAUCACGGACACGCAACAGAGACACUCACACAUGCUGCCUGCAUAAAGCAGCCAAUCACGGACACGCAACAGAGACACACACACGCUGCCUGCCUAAUGCAGCCAAUCACAGACACGCACAGAGACACACACACAUUCCGCCUGCCUAAACUAGCCAAUCACAGACACAGACAGACAGACACACACACACACACACACACACACUUCAUAUGCAUUCACACCUCAUACACAGUCAGGAGCUGUGUACAGUAUGGACUGUGGGGACCGUCCGUACUGUGUACAGCUGCUGAUGGUGCAUUGCUUUUCCGGCAAGAAAACAAACCUACUGCACACACACUUAACACUGUCAACAGCUGUUGCUUUCAAAAGGGGCAAAUAUUCAUAAUUAGGAAGCAAUAAUCCUUUUGAUACUCAAGACGAUAACAUGGAUACUUGCUUUGUAUUCAUUUCUGAUGCAUUUAUACCUUUAAAUAAUAAAAAAAAAGUUUGAAAGAAAACACAAACGACAAU